AUGGAGAUUCUGGGAUUCUACAAGGCACUCAUGGGAUCAGCAGCUAAAUCACUUCCUGCUAUAAAUAGAUUAUAUAUGGCUAAUGGUCCUAUUCUAUCCCAGCAACAAAAAAUGGAACUGUGUGCAGAAGUAACUGAUCAAGAAAUCUUGGAGAGUCUUAAAGCCAUUGGAGAUGAUAAAGCUUCAGGGAUUGACGUUUAUAAUGCUGUUUUUUUCAAGAAGGCUUGGAGUAUCAUCAGCAGCCAAGUCAAAAAAGCUAUUAAAGGGUUCUUUUUAACUACCAAGAUGUAUAAACCAGUGAAUUGUUCCACCGUCACUCUAGUACCUAAAGUUUCCAAGCCCGCCACAGUCAAGGAAUACAGACCAAUUGCUUGUUGUUUAGUGCUGUAUAAAAUGAUAUCCAAAAUCUUAGCUGCCAGACUACAAAAGGUCAUGCCAAGUAUAAUAUGUGAAGCCCAAGCUAGUUUUGUUCCUGGCAGAAAGAUAGCUGAUAAUGUAAUCCUGGCUCAUGAGUUAGUCAAAUCCUAUACUAGAGCCCAUAUAUCCCCUAGAUGCAUGAUUAAAAUUGAUCUCCAGAAAGCAUAUGACUCAGUGGAAUGGAUUUUUCUACAACAAGUGAUGGAGGAGAUUGGCUUUCCUACCGGAUUCAUUAAAUGGAUUAUGGAGUGUAUUAAAACAGUUAGCUAUAGUGUUCUUGUAAAUGGAGAACCUACUGAACCUUUUGAGGCUGCUAAGGGACUCAGACAAGGAGAUCCUAUCUCUCUUUUCUUAUUUGCAAUUGUAAUGGAAUAUUUGAGUAGAUCACUUGCUGAGCUGGGGAAAGAGGCCAAAUUCCAAUACCAUCCCAGGUGCAAAAAACUGGGCAUCACUCACAUGAGCUUUGCUGAUGACCUCCUUCUAUUUGCAAGAGGAGACUUAACUUCCAUUGUUGCUAUGUACCAAAUCACAGCCAAUAUCUCGUCAUGGACUGCUAAGAAGCCAUCAUAUUCUAGUCGAGUGCAACUAGUUCAAUCUGUGAUUUUUGGCAUCCAAGCCUAUUGGGCUCAGUUGUUUAUCCUUUCAGUUAAAGUGUUAAAGAUGAUUGAGGCUAUAUGUAGAAGUUCUAUAUGGUCUGGCAGCAACACUAUCACUAAGAAAGCAUAUGUAUCUUGGGAAAGAAUGUGUACUCCUAAAUCUGCUGGUGGUCUGAACCUCAUCAACCUUCUUUUAUGGAACAAGGCAGCAAUUGCAAAAGUGUGCUGGGAUUUAGCUCAUAAAGAAGACAAGUUAUGGAUCAGAUGGAUUAAUGCCUACUAUGUUAAACAGCAACAACUGAAAGACAUGCCAAUUCCAAAACAGGCUAGUUGGAUGGUCAGGAGGAUAAUUGCUUCAAGAGAUAUCCUGCAACAAGCUCAAAGUUCAAAUGAUCACAUUGGCACCAUCAAACAGCUAUACUUACAGCUAUUAGGAGAUCUACCAAGAGUAAGUUGGAAGAAUCUGAUAUUCCAGAACUCUGCUCGACCAAAGACUGUCUUCAACUUAUGGUUACUACUACAAGGAAGAUUACCUACCAAGGAUAGAUUAGUUAACUGGGGAUUGAACAUUAACCAACAGUGUGUUCUAUGUCAAGGACAUAUGGAGACAAGAGAUCACCUCUUUUUGUUAUGCUCAUAUACAGCAAUGUUGUGGAAACAAGUAAUGAGGUGGAUUCAAGAGGACCAAUCGAAUACUCACAACUGGGAUCAACAUCUUCAAUGGAUCAUCAACAAAGCCAAAGCGAAGUCAAGUAGGGCCAGCAUUUUCAGAUUAGUGGUCACUGAAGUUUCAUAUGCAUUAUGGAUGGAAAGGAAUACACUUAUUUUUGAACAGAGAUAUCGUAGCAGUGAAGUGUUAGCACGAGAAAUAGCUUAUAUAUGUAAUGUUAGAGUAGUUCCUAGAGCUAGAAAACAAAUGCAGCAAUUUUCGAUAGUAGAGUAG
Molecule: messenger RNA, 1956 nt
Organism: Nicotiana attenuata
Lineage: Eukaryota; Viridiplantae; Streptophyta; Magnoliopsida; Solanales; Solanaceae
Exons: 2
Coding region: 1-1956 (651 amino acids)
Source: RefSeq, a predicted model, not a curated record